AAAGGGACGCUCGUCUCGUCACGUUUCGCGUUUAACCCUUACACGUUACAAACCUCCAGAAAUAACUUACUUCAUAGUGCGGGCUUUAAAAGUAAUAUCGAAAUUUUCAGAUUGAGGAAACCAAUUGAGAUUUCCGUGGUGUUUUCAAUUAGUUGGGCAUAAUGACAAGAACGACGCCAGAUGCUCUAUCUAGCUUGAACCAAUUUAACAACGCAACGACCCCAACAGCAAGUAAUAUGAUAACAGUUGCCAAAUCAACGCACAGUAAUAAACGCCCGCCCAUCAUCAUUUACCCCACUGUGUCACCCGAGUCAAUAGUCAUACCGAUCGUGUCCUGCAUUUUCGGCUUUCCAUUAUUGGCUCUGACAGUUAUUUGCUGUUUGCGACGAAGGGCGAAAUUAGCGAGGGAACGCGCAAGACGCCGCAACUGCGAAUUGGAUCGCGGUGAGUUAUCUGUGGUGAGAAUGUCUCCGAUGAAAAAUAGACAACGGGCGGUCAGUCUCGUCCGCUGUCCGCGGCCGCCUCCCUCACUCGAAUUGGACACUGUCCUGGAAGAACGCUCCGAUCCGGAACAAACUACGCUUUCACAGGUGGAAAUAACCCCAGACAAGGAAGUGGGUUCGAUACUCUUCGGAGCCAUUGGGGCUGUGGGGGCAGCCGCGGUUACUGCGGCCGCCUGCGCCGGCGACAGCUAGCGGCGUGGCUCGGCGCAACCCGGCGCGCGGUCCCCGCUCUGGGCGGCGCUAACCAGCCAACCACUUGAUGACGAAAUCGACGACGUCACCGAUGACGUCACGGACAGCUAGCAGUUGGACGACCGCUCCAUCACGGAUAUCGGGGAGCGUAUGAAACUGUUCUUGGACAUACCGUUGAGAUUCUAGUGAUGACUGUUUAUAUAUAGUGCGACUUAAGUGGUUAACAAAUGUGGUUGUAAAGAAUGGUACAAUAUAAUAACAUGAUAUUUGGAGUUGAGUAUACAACAUUAGUUUGUUAUAACUACCAAACUACAGGAGAUAUCAAUAAAUUCUGAAAUGAAUUGAUCUGGACCAC
Molecule: messenger RNA, 1050 nt
Organism: Pieris napi
Lineage: Eukaryota; Metazoa; Arthropoda; Insecta; Lepidoptera; Pieridae
Exons: 5
Coding region: 162-695 (177 amino acids)
Source: RefSeq, a predicted model, not a curated record